AUGGAAGAAAUGGAGCCGACCAAGGAAUGCCUGCUCAUGAAUGGCAGUUGUGUGGGAAGUCAGGAGAGCAAAGCUGACAGCUCGUUGGUUCUUCCCAACUUGCCCAGCAAGUGCACAUGGACAGCUGCAACACCUGCCACCAAGUCUCCACACUCCUGUAUGCACUUGCCAGAAGAAACAAAGAUCUUGCCCAACAUACUGAAGAAAAUUGGCCACACCCCAAUGGUCCGAGUCAACAAGAUUGGGAAGUCCUAUGGACUCAAGUGUGAGCUCUUGGCAAAAUGUGAGUACUUCAGUGCGGGGGGCAGUGUGAAGGACCGCAUCAGCCUGAGGAUGGUGGAAGAUGCAGAGAGAGCCGGGAUUAUAAAACCAGGAGACACACUGAUUGAACCCACUUCAGGAAACACAGGGAUCGGGCUGGCGCUGGUAGCUGCAGUGAAAGGUUACCGCUGCAUCAUUGUCUUGCCGGAGAAAAUGAGCAUGGAAAAGGUCGAUCUUCUGAAAGCGUUGGGGGUUGAAAUUGUGAGGACCCCUUGCACCCGCUUUGAUGCCCCAGAGUCUAACAUUUGUGUUGCCUGGAAGCUGAAAAGUGAAAUCCCAAAUUCUCACAUCCUGGACCAGUACCGAAACCCAAGCAACCCUCUGGCUCAUUACGACACCACAGCUGAGGAGAUCCUGGAGCAGUGCGAAGGCAAGGUCCACAUGGUGGUGAUUGGGUCUGGCACAGGAGGCACCAUCACUGGCAUCGCCAGGAAGCUGAAAGAGAAGUGCCCAGAGUGCAAGAUCAUUGGUGCAGAUCCUGACGGCUCCAUCGUCGCUCUGCCCAGUGAGAUGAACAGGACGAACACCACAACCAUCGAGGUGGAGGGCAUUGGGCAUGACUUUAUCCCUACUGUCCUUGACAGAUCAGUGGUUGAUCAGUGGUAUAAAUGCAACGACAAAGACUCAUUCCUCAUGUCUCGCAGGCUGAUCAGAGAGGAGGGAUUAUUGUGUGGUGGCAGCUCAGGCAGUGCCAUGUCUGUCGCUGUGCGGGCUGCCAAGGACUUGAAGGAAGGUCAGCGCUGCGUCGUUAUUCUCCCCGACUCUGUCAGGAAUUACAUGUCCAAAUUUUUGAAUGAUAAGUGGAUGAUAAAAAAUGGUUUCGUAAACGACGUCCAGGAGCACAAGCCUUGGUGGUGGAACAUCAAGGUGCAGAAACUGAAUCUCUCAGCCCCUCUCAUUCUCCUCCCAGAAGUCAGCUGUCAAAAGGCAAUUGAGAUCCUCCAGGAGAAGGGAUAUGACCAAGCUCCUGUUGUUGCUGAAUCAGGACUUAUUUUGGGAAUGGUGACCCUCAGCAACACCCUAACCUCAGUGCUGGCUGGAAACACACAGUUCUCAGACCCUGUUAUGAAGGUCAUCUAUGAUCAGUUCUCAAAGAUUGGCCUGGAGGACAGCCUCGGGAAGCUUUCCGGCAUCCUGGAGAAUGACCAUUUUGCUGUCGUUGUACAUGAACAAAUGCAGUUCCAUGGAAAUGGCAGUUCCUUCAUGAAGCAGAUGGUGUUUGGUGUGGUCACAGCGAUGGACCUCCUCACUUUUGUCAGCAGAAAUGACAAGAAGUAGCACCAUGGCUCAGCUGCACCCACCUCCACUCCUCCAGCAGGGCCAGCUGCACCCCCCAAGCCUGAGCUGCUGAGCUGAGGGUGCUUUCUGGUCUAAUCCAGAUGAUAGUUUCUCAAAACAACUAGCUGAAAAUUGUAAUGUAAUAGCCAUUUGUCUGCUAAACACCACCCAGAAAAUCACGGAAGAGAAGGUAACUAAAGAUAUUGAGUUCAAUAACCAUGUGUGGUUACACAGAGCUUCCCAGGGCUGGAAAGGUAACACGGAGAGGGGGUGGGAAGGGGAUGGUUGUUAUUGCCCAAAUUUUAGCAGGUGAGGGUGUGGUGUUUUUGCUACCAGUAGGUGCUUAGGCACUGCAGGUGCUGCAGGUGCUGCAGCUGCUGCAAGUCACCCUGGUCCAACCAAGGCUGAGGGUCUCCACCAUGAGAAGCUCCAUCCCUCUUGAAGGUGGGAGGCAAGCCAUGCCAUGGCUGCACCCUCCUAUUCCUCUCCAGUCUUUGCAGGGAGGGCUGUAGAUACUCCCCCCCUCCAAAGACCUUCCUUCUCACUCCCAGCUCUGUUUAGGGGCCAAGGAGGCAGCUUCUUCUCCUUCCCAGGGGUGAGAGGGAGAGCCCUGGAGGAGUGAUGAGGAGAGGGCCAGUUGGAACAUGGUACCCUGGUCCACAAAAGCUGGGGAGCUGCGUAGGCAAAGGCAGGAAGGACGGGAAGAGACAUCUGAGGGCUGUGACUGGCAGGGUGGAUGAGGUGCUGGGCACGUGGGAAAUGGCUAUUCCUGUAGUGACAACUGGUGUUUGGAAAGAACCUUCCUCAACUCUGGGGGAGCUGGUGGCACCAGAUGUCUCAUCCACGGUCCUGCAGGAGUAGGCUGUGAAUGGAAGCCAUUCAAGAAGAGAGGACCCAUUCUCAUUAUAUAGUAGCUGGGAGAAGGGAUAUGGCUUCAUUCCUGUGUUCUGUAACAAUUAUCGCAUGAGCAUCCAUCCUGAGAGCUCAUUAUUGAGGGGUAGAGGGGGAAGUGAGGCUAAUCUUAAUUUUGCUGUCAGUGUAUUAUGUUCUAGGAACUGAUGAUAAUGAAGGUCAGAAGAGCCAUUUGCCAUGGCUGCAAAAAACAUAAAUGAAAGCAAAUGUGAAAGGAGGGCUGUGGGACUAAACCAAAACACUGUUGAAAACCAGUUUGGGGCAGUUGCUCUCAGAAGAUGCAAAGAGUUUUGCACUCUUUUCAUAAAUCUUUGGAGCUGCUUCAAGGUAACAAGAACCAAUUUUGAUUUUGGCUUGCUGCUAAGUGGUUAGUCCAUACUUUCAAUCUAAUCUAGUUUGUAUGAAGCUUUUGUUGAAUUAUAGAAUGCUGAAGUAUUUAUAUUUAGGAAGACUGUUUCUGCUGUCUUUAGUUUCCUGAGUGUCCCAAGUUAUCUUUCUGCAAGUUUUUGCUUGAGUAAUAACCAUAUUUGUCCAAAAAAGUAAAAAGUUAUUAGCUCA
Messenger RNA from Apus apus (common swift), 3069 nucleotides. Its product is annotated as cystathionine beta-synthase-like. The record is from RefSeq and is a predicted model, not a curated record. The coding region runs from base 1 to 1599 and encodes 532 amino acids. The transcript is spliced from 16 exons. Gene Ontology annotation, molecular function: cysteine synthase activity; cystathionine beta-synthase activity. Lineage: Eukaryota; Metazoa; Chordata; Aves; Apodiformes; Apodidae. Gene Ontology annotation, cellular component: cytoplasm.